This is a messenger RNA of Sebastes umbrosus (honeycomb rockfish), 3147 nucleotides long. Its product is annotated as basic helix-loop-helix transcription factor scleraxis. The record is from RefSeq and is a predicted model, not a curated record. Gene Ontology annotation, molecular function: DNA-binding transcription factor activity, RNA polymerase II-specific; RNA polymerase II transcription regulatory region sequence-specific DNA binding; protein dimerization activity. NCBI's taxonomy places the organism in Eukaryota, Metazoa, Chordata, Actinopteri, Perciformes, Sebastidae. Gene Ontology annotation, biological process: developmental process; regulation of transcription by RNA polymerase II. The transcript has 2 exons. The coding region runs from base 525 to 1070 and encodes 181 amino acids.
UCGCCACAAAUAUCCAUAUUGUUGCUCUGAGUCUAUCCUCGGCUGUGAAGGCCUCAUAUCGGUGGAGCCUAAUUUAAACCUGUAUCCUCCAGACCACAACAGGUGCCUCCUCCUCCCCUCCUCCUCCCUUUAGGCUCCACCUGUCUUCCCUUCUCCGCGGCGGCCUGGCGACCCAGAAAGCAGCCGUCAUUCAUUAGCAAUGGUAUGCCGAUGGGCCGGACGCACGGCGCAAACCCCCUCGGUCACCGGAUCGGAGGCAGCUGCUCGGCCCCCCGGUGCUAUUUUCACCCUGAAGGAUAAAGUGAUGUGCAGGAGCCGCACGCACGGCCCCAGCAGCCCUAGCAGCUCCAGUCAGCUCCUGCAGCUCCAGUCAGCUCCAGCAGCUCCAGCAGCUCCAGUCAGCUCCAGUCAACUCCAGCAGCUCCAGUCAGCUCCAGCAACUCCAGCAGCUCCAGUAGCUCCAGUCCUCCCCCAGCAGCUCCAGUCAGCUCCAGCAGCUCCAGUCAGACCAGAGCAGAGCCAGGAUGAAGUCCACUGCAGGCACCGACGGCUUCACCUCUGACCUGGACGACCUGGACAGCGGCAGCGACAGCUCGGACGGCGGCUGCAGCCCCCGCAGAGAGCCGGGGGAGGUGGCUGAGGAGGAGGCCGGAGGAGGCUCCCGGAGAGGCAGACGGAGGAGAAGGCGGAGACGCAGCAGCGGUGGAGACGCGUGCGUCGCCGGUGUGAGCAAACAGAGGCAGGCGGCCAAUGCAAGGGAGAGGGACAGGACUCACAGCGUGAACACGGCCUUCACGGCACUCCGCACGCUUAUCCCCACCGAGCCCGCCGACAGGAAGCUCUCCAAGAUAGAGACGCUGCGCCUGGCCUCCAGCUACAUCUCCCACCUGGCCAACGUGCUGCUGCUGGGGGAGGACUGCCGGGACGGACAGCCAUGCCUCGGUUACCAGAGCAUCCUGCACGGCACCACGGUGCACAGCGCGCCCUCACUGAGGCCCAUCUGCACCUUCUGCCUCAGCAACCAGAGGAAACUGCUCAGAGAUGGAGGGAAGCACUCAGCUGCUGUGUGAAGCCACGCGGCUCCGGACAGACGGGGAGUCCACCUUGAUGUUGUUUACAUGUAGACAUACACCUGUAGGACUUUGUACAUAAUAUAAAUAUAUUUAUUUUUUGGAUUAGACUAGAGAAACAAAUUAACACUGAAAAGCACUUUCUGUUCACGUUGGUGAGCUUCUGAACCUCGGUGUUUUGGUUGAGCUGUAACCUGAGCCGAUGUGUAAAGUUGCACCUGACGGGGGGGCUAUUUUAGUCCCACGAAUAGUAUAAACUACCCCACCACCGCCACCCCAUGCCCAACUCCUUAAAAAAAGCCUCGUCGCCUUCAGUCACAUGUAGGAAACUGAAGAGCAGCUACUGCAGCGGUUGCUGUCAGUUGAGCGGCGUUAACGCUGCUGUCAGAAAUAUCACAAUUAUUCAGAGGCACUUUAAAGGAUCGUUAACUUUUCUACCAUCUCUACCGUACCCUGCAACAAGGGAUAGCACUAUUUGUUUUUACCUAAAGCACUACCAUAAAUAUGUGCUUCUGAUAAAUAUGUUGCUCGAUUAUCGCAAAAAAAACUUAAUCACGAUUAUUUUUGGUCAAUAUUGAGAUCACGAUUAUUGAACACGAUUACUCAUUGACUUGCAUUUAACGUGCAUUUAUUGAACUUAAAAAAGUGGAUUUCCUUGAACUUUAAAUAUAUAAUUUAACAAAAAAACAAAACAAUUAUCUUGCUUCAUAAGCGUCGGAAGGAAAAAAAAUGAAAAUAAAGUUUGAUUAAUGGCCCAGCCCUCAUAUCCGUUACAUCUAAUCUUUUAUUUUUUGGUGCAUUAAAGGGUUACCUUUAAAGCUGGGUGAAUUUUAGAUGCACGAUUGCAUACAAAGCUAAUGGAAAGACACGAUUUAGGUGUACAAAUUGACACAAAGCCAAAAAAGUGUGCACAUCCCGAGGCUUUAUGAAUCUACUAACGUACAGAGACGAGAGGAAAAAGAAUGGCACAUGUCCACAGGAUCUGUCAUUUCCACGCUUCCCAUUCAUUGUCUAUGUAAGGAGCUGUGCAAUGCAUUCUGGUAUCGCCGCGGUGCGAUUUGAGAGACAGGGCGUCACAUUGGAUGCUCCUCAUUUGCAUAAAUUUGAGGUCUAGCCUACUUUAUGCAAAUCAGGGGAAUCCAGCGUGACUCGCUGCCUCUGGAAACGUUUAAACUAAAGACUCGGUUAUACUCCCAAACGGAGGCGUACACGGACAUCUGCGGACACCUCGCGUCCAAAAAAACGCCCCGUGUCGACAUCGUUCACCUAUUUUAAUGCCCGUUGUUUUACCAUAAGUGGAGUAAAUUUGGGGGUUUCACGGUGCUUUGCCUGCUUUGACAAUAGGAGGGAAAACGCGUCACGUUAGUUUGGAUAAACUCAGGGGGAGAUUUCAGGUAGCUUUAUGUAAGAGUGGUGCCCUGGUUGGUUUCUAUUUGUUGGUAAGUUUGGGGUCAUUUGAUUGGUUCAUAAUGAAUUAUUCGAGUCCUAAUUGUUGCCGCCUUAAUGCACAAGUGGAAAUCAGACAUUUCAAAACUGGGUACUGAUGGAAGUUUUAGGCACCUCAAAAGCUCAAAGCUUUUCACAAAAUUAAGAUUUGUUCCUGAUGUGAAGAUCCAAUUGGAAAAUGAUCAAACUGAAUGGGAGACUACUUUAACCCUUUCUCUCUCAGCCUUAAGUGGUUGAUAAACAUAUAUUUGCAGUGUGAUGAAAUGUUUACUUUUGCAUUGUUGCACAAUCUCUGUAUCACUUUAAAAACGCAAAACUGUGACGUUUUGCGUGCACAUGGCAUGCAAAGUGCAUCCUUUUGCACUAAUCUGGAGAAUAUAUAAAUGUAAUCCUUUUACAAUCAACUGGAUCCCUUGAUAUUUAUUAUACAGCACAUAUGGAUGAAAACGUUGCACACUACCUCAGUUUUAAAUAUGAAGGCCUACCUCUAAAUCUAAUGUGUAACAUGACUGUAUAAAAAUGUACUUGAAUACCUGACAACUGUGUCCUUUGCACAUCGCAAAUACUGGAGAAGCUGCUUGAAGAUAAAUGUAUUUUUGUACAAUACAAAUAAAAAUGAGAAUAAUAUCAA